Messenger RNA from Suricata suricatta (meerkat), 1130 nucleotides. RefSeq names its product cytochrome P450 3A12-like. Lineage: Eukaryota; Metazoa; Chordata; Mammalia; Carnivora; Herpestidae. Gene Ontology annotation, biological process: oxidative demethylation; steroid metabolic process. The transcript has 8 exons. Gene Ontology annotation, molecular function: iron ion binding; heme binding; testosterone 6-beta-hydroxylase activity. The record is from RefSeq and is a predicted model, not a curated record.
AUGGACCUGGUCCCAAGCUUUUCCACAGAAACCUGGCUUCUCCUGGCUGCCAGCCUGGUGCUCCUCUAUCUGCGACAGCCGGUGUUGGCUAUCACAGACCCGGACAUGAUCAAAACAGUGCUAGUGAAAGAAUGCUACUCUGUCUUCACAAACCGGCGGAUCUCAAAUCAAGGACCCAACUUUCUUUCAAACACAUGCUGAAAGAACAAGAGGAAACUAAACCCAAAGCAAGUAGAACACCGAGUGGAUUUGCUUCAGCUGAUGAUUAACUCCCAGAAUUCCAAAGAAAAAGACACUCAUAAAGCUCUGUCUGAUCUGGAGCUUGUGGCCCAAUCUGUUAUCUUUAUUUUUGCUGGCUAUGAGACCACCAGCACUUCUCUUUCUUUCCUUGUGUAUGAAUUGGCCACUCACCCUGAUGUCCAGCAGAAACUGCAGGAGGAGAUUGAUGCGACUUUCCCCAAUAAGGAACCUCCCACUUAUGAUGCCCUUGUACAGAUGGAGUAUCUUGACAUGGUGUUGAAUGAAACUCUCAGAUUAUACCCAAUUGCUGGUAGACUUGAGAGGGUCUGUAAGAGAGAUGUGGAAAUCAGUGGUGUGUGUAUUCCCAAAGGGACACUGGUGAUGGUGCCGUCCUAUAGUCUUCACCGGGACCCGGAUCACUGGCCAGAACCUGAGGAGUUCCAUCCUGAAAGGUUCAGCAAGAAGAACAAGGACAACAUAAAUCCUUAUAUAUACCUGCCGUUUGGAACUGGACCCAGAAACUGCAUUGGUAUGAGGUUCGCGAUCAUGAACAUGAAACUUGCUGUUGUCAGACUCCUGCAGAAUUUCUCCUUCAAACCUUGUGAAGAAACACAGAUCCCCCUGAAAUUAACCGCUCAGGGUAUUAUUCAACCAGAAAAACCUAUUGUUCUCAAGGUUGAGCUGAGAGAUGGAAGUGUGAAUAGAGCCUGACUUUCCCUAAGGACUCCCCCUUUGUUCUUCAAGAAGCUGUGUUCCAGAACACCAGAGACCUCAAUUUACUUUGUGAGUAAAAUCCAUAAAUGAAGAUGGGCUUGAUUAUGAUGGAUGACUAGGGAUUCUAAGCGCCUGGUAUAUGCAUGAAGCAUUAUAUAUUGUGGAAUGUGAAAGGU